UAUAUUUAGAUAAUGCAUAAUUACGUAGAGGUGCUAUCCUACUUUAGACUGUUUCACUUCGUUUAAAAUUGUAUCAGUCUUUUGAAAUUCCUCAGUGAAGAUCGAAUUAUCUAAACGAGAGAAAAAAGUGAUCGGUGAUGAAAAAUGGUACACUUUAAUCAAUCCAGAAUGAAUGAUUCGUGGAUUAAGCAAAUAAUUUCGAAUUUUUUCGCCAAUGGUACGGAUGUUUUUGGCAAAGAAAGCACAUAUCACGGCUUCGAAGCAAUUGAUCCGAAUCCAGACUCAGCUCUAACCACACCGGAUGGUUUCCAAUCAGUUCAACUCUACGGGAAGAUUCUCUACAAAGAUGAGAAAAACAGCUGUGUGAAAUCAAUCCCGAUCAUCAUUAAAUCAACACCGGGGUCAGCUUGCAGUAAGUUUAUUUCUUUUUCAUUCGCCAACGAGAUUAAUUUUUACUCGAAAAUGGUUCCUAUCAUGAGCACAAUCGACGAUUCGUUUUCUUCGCUGUUUCCGACAUUUUACCACGCCGAAAUGAUGUUCAGCGAAAAACAGAGUGAAUCGGCGAUCGUUUUUGAAAACCUGAAAUCUCGAGGAUUCAAAUUGGCCGAGAAAAAGUCGUUUCUCGAUUAUCAGCAUUUAGCUUUAAUGAUGCGUAAACUGGGUCAAUUCCACGCUUAUUCCUAUAAAGCUAAGAGUGAUAAUUUUGUAUCUCGUUUGUUCAACCCGAUAGCUAAAAGUUUUCAAGAAACGAGCCCAAUUAUGAAUGGAGAAAUGCAAAUAAGCAUCGAUGUAUUGCAAAGUACAGCAAAUCGUGGCCUCGAGCUUUUGAAGAAAGAUGCCAAAUACUCGCCGUAUAUUUCGCAGAUUCAUUCAUUGGUGCAAAAUGUCGAUAUUAUUUAUAAACGAGCUUUAACGGCGGAUAAAGAAAAUCCCAUAUUGGUGCUCACUCACGGCGAUUAUUUGAGAAACAACGUCAUGUUUCGGUAUGAAAAUGAUACUCCGGAUGAUAUGUUGAUGAUCGAUAUGGCCACAUGUCGUUAUGGCUCACCUGUGAUCGAUUUGGUUAGCGUGUUGUACAUAAAUGCUGACCAAGCAACCAGGAACAAAUACUGGGACGAGUUGAUCGACGAGUACUAUACCGCUCUGAAGAAAACAUUCCCAGAUAACCAAGUGCCAUCCAAGAAUGCAAUCCUGUCGGAAUUUGUAGGCAAGUCGUUCUACGGAUACAUCGUGGCAGCUUAUUUUUUACCCAGUUUGAUCGCUGACGAUUACAAAAUCCCCUAUCCUCCGGAAAUGGAUCCGGAAAUAUGUAGGAAAUUUGACGAGUUUAAUUUCGAGGAAGUGCCUCGAGAAAUGUGGAUGAAAUUAUUCUUAUUGGUGGGAGGAGAUUUAGGAACACAAGCGUUGAAAGAUAUACUUCAAGAUAUGAUCGAUAGAGGAUUUAUUUGUAGCCAAUUGAAAUGAUUUACUACACGUAUCUCUAUAAUGAUUGCUUUGUUUUAAAAUGAACGAUUAAAAAAUUUGAUAUUUU
Planococcus citri (citrus mealybug) is the source of this 1531-nucleotide messenger RNA. RefSeq lists its product as uncharacterized. The record is from RefSeq and is a predicted model, not a curated record. Lineage: Eukaryota; Metazoa; Arthropoda; Insecta; Hemiptera; Pseudococcidae. The transcript has a single exon. Bases 145 to 1464 code for a protein of 439 amino acids.